AUGCUGCCAAAGAUGGGAGUUCUCAGUGAUGAAGGAUAUCCCAAAGCAGUAUCACGCGUGGAGCAGUCGCUUUCUGGACUCGUUCUGGUUGCCAAGUCGACGAGCGGCUGGCGCCUGCUGUGCCGAGCCCUGCGUGAAGACCCGGAGGAGCCAAAGGAAUGCCAAGCUGCCUGGUGCCACGUUCUGGUUGUGGUCGAUUGUGAUGUGAGUGCCCGGCGUGAUGCCUGGCGACCGGCCGAUCAGCGCUUCGAGCUUUUGAGGCCCCGAAACAGCACGCGCUGGAUCCGCGGACGGGGCCAGCUGCAGGUCUUGGAGUGCGUCUGCCGGGCGCCCCUUUGUGGGGCCAAGCUCUUUGCAUCCUCCCUGGCGGCUUUGG
Messenger RNA from Symbiodinium sp. CCMP2456, 376 nucleotides. NCBI's taxonomy places the organism in Eukaryota, Dinophyceae, Suessiales, Symbiodiniaceae. The record is from the annotation of a GenBank genome assembly.